Messenger RNA from Saccoglossus kowalevskii, 1843 nucleotides. RefSeq lists its product as uncharacterized. Lineage: Eukaryota; Metazoa; Hemichordata; Enteropneusta; Harrimaniidae. Gene Ontology annotation, biological process: regulation of gene expression. The record is from RefSeq and is a predicted model, not a curated record. Gene Ontology annotation, cellular component: nucleus.
GGCAGACCUGGGUAGGAGUUUGCGGUAAUCGAACCGAAAAAAUACAUCUUUACGGCGUGUGGAGUCCAGAAUUUCGACUUUGCAUUUAUCAGAACCGGAAAUAAUAUCAUCUUUGUAAGGUGCGAAGUUCACUGAUAGCUUUGCAUGUUAUACCAGAAUGGACCAGCCAGUGGUGGUGGAUCAUACCAAUACAGAGUCUUUAUAUAACGUAUGGCAAGGACAUCUUCAACAGGAGGCAGCUUCAGGUGGCAGACACUCUCCCGGAGAUCAAAGAAAGCUUGUUGGGGAUAGUUUCACUUGUUCCAAGUGCAACCAAGUUUUCCCAAAUGCAAUGGCCCAAAUAAGUCACGAAAUGGGUCAAUGUCAUCAUAAUGGUCUUGGUAACCAUAGUAACCUACAUCCGCCACAAUUACCACAGCCACAAAAAAAUGUUAGCACUCCUGCAGUUGCGAAUCACGAGUCUCCAUUCCCAAGAAAUGAAAAUUUUACUGCAAACAGGUCCGAUUCACUUAGUUCCUCCAGUUCUCCUGGUGACAUAUCACAACAAGGAAAUCGGUCACCGUCACCAGGCGAGGUACAUUCACACCGUCGCGGGCGCCCAAAAAACUCACCCAUGGUACAUACACCUCAGCCUGUGUUUACAGGGCAUAUGCCCGGUCAGGUUCCUCGCGAGUACAAAUGCAAAAUAUGCCCUCAUGUUUAUUAUACAAAGGCAGACAUGCAAAGACAUGCAAGGUCACAUGUUGAGAAUAAGCCAUAUAAAUGCACACAUUGCGAUAAAACAUUUGCAAAUUCCUCUUACUUGUCACAGCAUUCCAGAGUUCAUACAGGGGAAAAGCCCUACGUUUGUGGACGGUGCGGUAAGUGCUUUAAGCAGUUGUCGCAUUUGCAACAGCAUACAAGGACUCACACUGGUGAGAAGCCAUAUCAGUGUAACAUACCAGGUUGUGGGAAAGCGUUUACACAACUGGCUAACCUACAGCAACACUCGCGGAGACACAACAAAGACAAACCUUUCAAAUGUCCACAUUGUUACCGUGUAUAUGGCGAUUUAACCAGCCUUCAGGCACACGUGCCAUCGCAUGCUAACUCCAGACACGAGAAAAAAUAUCCAUGCGGGGUAUGUGGUAAAUCCUACACACAGGAGUCGUACUUAAUGAAGCAUAUGCUGAAACAUCCGACAGAGCCUCAGUUCGCAAGGGACUUUCCAUGUGCAGUAUGUGGUAAAAAGUUUUCGCAACAGGCUUACCUUGAAAGACAUGUAUUGAAACGACAUUCAAAUCAAGGAAGUAAUAGUAGUACAAGUCAGGCACAGAGUACAAAUUCAAAUAAUGAUAAUGAUAACUCUAGUAAAGUGGUAAAUUCAGGACUUUCCUCACCGCCAGCAAAUGUACCAUGUUCCAUUCCAAACAGCUUAAUUUCGUCAAGCAUUGCAACUAGUUACGGGCUACCAAGCUCAUCUAAGCAUCCUAUUCUAAACGUUCCCAUGAUGCCAACUGUGCAGGAAAUGCGGUCAGCCUUAGGACUGAUGCCAACAGCAUCCGGACCAGCCACAGCUAUUCCAGGAAUCAGCAACCCUCCCCUACAUGGACUAAAUGAUCCACGAGCUAUGUUACCUGUUAUGUUUCCGGGACACAACCCUGUAACAAGAGGCAUUGACAUGCCUUUGAUGCGCAUGCGAUUUGGCGAUAUGAGUAGUACAUUUACAACAAAAUCACCGUUACAUGUUGUUGAUCGUAACGGUGUGACCACAGUCAGCACACCAACGACAAAUAGCAUUCCCGGAGCAUCAUCAUUUCUUACUACCACGAGUUCAGCAAUGCAAAUUCCAUUCACACAGUAA